Cricetulus griseus (Chinese hamster) is the source of this 3184-nucleotide messenger RNA. The record is from RefSeq and is a predicted model, not a curated record. Lineage: Eukaryota; Metazoa; Chordata; Mammalia; Rodentia; Cricetidae.
CCUUCCGCAGUCAACUACACCCUCACUUCCCCGGAAGGCUUCGGGGACUUCCAAGAGCCUUAACCUGGUGGCCCUCGCUCUGCUGACCAAAACCAUAACCAUGUCACUGCGAGACUGCCAGGCGUGGAAGGAUGCUGGGCUCCCACUCUCAACCACAAGCAAUGAAGCCUGCAAGGUGUUUGAUGCCACCUUGACCCAGUAUGUCAAGUGGACCAACGACAAGAGUCUUGGUGGCAUCGAGGGCUGCCUGUCAAAGCUCAAGGCAGCAGAUCCAACCUUUGCCAUGGGUCAUGCCAUCUCUAAUGGCCUUGUGCUCAUUGGCACGGGAAGCUCUGUGAAGUUGGACAAAGACCUGGACCUGGCUGUGAAGACGAUGAUGGAAGUUUCCCAAACCCAGACUCUGACACCUCGGGAGCAGCUGCAUGUGUCUGCAGUGGAGAUGUUUGCCAAGGGAAACUUCCCAAAAGCCUGUGAUCUCUGGGAACAGAUCCUCCGGGACCACCCCACAGACAUGUUGGCCCUGAAGUUUUCCCAUGAUGCCUACUUCUACCUGGGCUUCCAGGAGCAGAUGCGGGAUUCUGUGGCUCGAAUUUACCCCUUUUGGACACCUGACAUCCCCCUUAACAGCUAUGUGAAAGGCAUCUACUCUUUCGGACUGAUGGAAACCAACUUCUAUGACCAGGCACAAAAGCUUGCCAAAGAGGCUUUAUCUAUUGAACCGACAGAUGCGUGGUCAGUGCACACUAUUGCCCAUAUACAUGAGAUGAGAGCAGAGGUCAAAGAUGGGCUGGAGUUCAUGCAGCACACCGAAGGCCACUGGAAGGACUCUGAUAUGCUUGCUUGCCAUAAUUAUUGGCACUGGGCCCUGUACUUGAUCGAAAAGGGAGAAUAUGAGGCUGCACUAACCAUCUAUGACAACCAUAUCCUCCCCAGCCUGCAGGCCAGUGGUGCCAUGCUAGAUGUGGUGGACAGCUGCUCCAUGCUCUACCGUCUUCAGAUGGAAGGGGUGUCUCUUGGCCAGCGGUGGCAGGCUGUCCUACCUGUGACUAAGAAGCACACCCGAGACCACAUCCUUCUGUUCAAUGAUGCUCACUUCCUGAUGGCCUCCCUGGGUGCACAGGACCUCCAGACCACACGGGAGCUGCUGACUACCCUACAGGAGGCCAGCGAGUCCCCAGGGGAGAACUGCCAGCACCAAUUGGCACAAGAUGUGGGGCUACCCCUGUGCCAGGCCCUUGUGGAGGCUGAGAACGGGAAUCCUGACCAAGUCCUAGAACUUCUCUUGCCAAUCCGCUACCGAAUCGUCCAGAUUGGGGGUAGCAACGCCCAGAGAGAUGUCUUCAACCAGCUGCUGAUUCAUUCGGCCAUCAACUGCACCUCCAGCGUCCAUAAGAAUGUGGCCCGGAGCCUUCUGAUGGAGCGCGAUGCCUUGAAACCCAACUCACCCCUGACUGAGCGGCUCAUCCGCAAGGCAGCCACUGUCCAUCUUAUGCAGUGACCCAAGCCAGGUUCUUGGCCUACAGCUCAGCACUGACCUCCUAGUAUUAGGUUGACUACCUGGUUGGAUUAGAGUUAGGAAACAGCUGGUGUGCUUGUCAGAUGAUAAAGUAGAGUUCUCCAGAUCAGUAGUUUGGUAGAAAUAGGGGACACACGUUAAUUUUGAAUGAUAUUCAGAAUUCCUCUCAGGUCCAAUAUGUAUAUUUUUUUUGUUUGAUUUUCAAGACAGGGUUUCUCUGUGGCUUUGGAUCCUGUCCGGGCACUCGUUCUAGAGACCAGGCUGGCCUCAAACUCACAGAGAUCCACCUGCCUCUGUUCCCGAGUGCUGGGAUUAAAGGUGUGUGCCACCAACGCCUGGCUCCAACAUGCAUUUUUAAGCCUCCAAAACCAAAGCAGUGCUAUUAUUUGCAGAUGCCUCGAACAUUGAGUUUUCUUGUUCUAUUGCUGGCCAGCAGGGUAGACAUGUGGCCACCAUCUCCAAAGAUGAGGGGGAAGGAUGGUUUGUGGGGGAUUUUGUGGUGCCACCUGGAGCUUCUCUGUAAACUGCUUAUGGGAGGGAAGCUUGAGGGAUGGGGCUCUGAGUCUGCUCUUCUGAGUGAGUCUGAGACCUGAGCUCAGAGCUGCUCUUCUGUGACAAAUAACCACAACACUGACAUGGCUGCCACGAGAUUAAAUGCAUCUCCUGCUUCAGUGACAGGACAUCUGUCCUGGGAGUGCAGGUGCAGUCUUGUUGCUGUCCUUUGGAAGGGGAGGUACAAAUGCAAAGAUGCUCCUCAGGUUCCUUCACUUCCCACUAAGUGUGGACUAAUGGGCAGGUCUCCCAGGGGGACAUGGAGGUCCGCAAACCUGCUGAGCUUUGUUCUGUUGGCUCAGGCCUGGACAGAUUCUGGGCAUUAAAAUAAUUUAAUGGGUUCCUUUGACCACUCACUCCUAUUGGGCACCUUUGAGCAUCUCCUAGAUGCCAGGUUUGGGUUGGGUCCUGGGAAGAUGGGCUUCUCCUCUAAUUUUCAGUGGAUGGGGCAGCAAGUCAAGAAAUUGUGUAAUUGUCAUAAGAUUUUAAGAGGUACUGUCUCUACCCAGGAGCCUAGGACAGGUGCCAAGGGGGGGAGCCUCUUCAUGAUUUUUGUUUUGUUUUUUUCCCCGAGACAGGGUUUCUUUGUGUAGCUUUGUAGAACAGGCUGGCCUCAAACUCACAGAGAUCUGCCUGCCUCUGCCUCCUGAGUGCUGGGAUUGAAGGCGUGCGCCACCACCUCCCAGCUCAUGAUUCUUUUUUAACCUUAUUCCAAAUAACUCAUGCUUUACCUGGGAAGCAGGAGCCUUGCUCCCUCUUUCAGGAAGCCUUCCACCCUACCUACAGGCUGGUGACAGUGCCUUCUCUUUGCUCUGCAGCCCUCGGCACCUGCCUUUGCUAUUGCACCACUUUCUGCUAUGAUUUCUUUCUGGUCAGAAGUGUGAGCUCUGUAUCACCCAGCCACUCAGUGGCUACCACUGAAUACCUGCCUGUAAAAACUGGUGUGAAGGCUUUAAUGGAGGAGGGCAUGACUCUACCAGGGACAGACCACUGAUAGAGACAGAGAGAGAGGGAGAGAGAGAGAGUGUAGAUGGCUCUGGCUCCAUGGUUAAGAGCACUUGCUGCUCUUCUAGGGGAUCAGAGUUCAGUUCCCAGCACCCAUGUGGCAGCUCACAA